Cajanus cajan (pigeon pea) is the source of this 3909-nucleotide messenger RNA. RefSeq lists its product as uncharacterized. Gene Ontology annotation, molecular function: RNA-DNA hybrid ribonuclease activity; nucleic acid binding. Lineage: Eukaryota; Viridiplantae; Streptophyta; Magnoliopsida; Fabales; Fabaceae. Gene Ontology annotation, biological process: DNA integration. The record is from RefSeq and is a predicted model, not a curated record.
AUGUCGGAGGUGAGAGCCUUCGCGCUGAGCCACAUUAAGACGGAGGAAGGGCAGAUCAGCAAGAGAGCAGCGGAGAGCCGAGAAAUAGGAGGCAACAAUAAGGAGGCCAACAAGCAUCUCCGACCGCGGUCGGAUUGGAAUAAGCGACGCGACCGUUACAACAUGAAGGAGAGCAACUACCGACAGGCCGAUCAUGCUGGUCGCCCGAGGGGCGAGUGGACACGCAGCAAGGAAGAAGAGAAGUUCACUCCACUCAACGUUCCCAAGCGGCACAUACUGCAUGACGUUAAUAGCGCGUCACUUUUCGAGUUCCCAGCGGCGACUGACCGCCAGUUGGGACCCUACAAAACCGACUGGUGUGAAUUCCAUCAUACCCAUGGACACACUACGGAGAAUUGCUUCGUUCUCGGUAGGCAGAUUGAGGGCCUUAUCAAGGAGGGCCGUUUGAAAAAAUUCAUUGCAGGGAAGCAGGAUGAGGGCUCAUCUGAUAGGCGACGCAGGCGUGAAGGAGAAGACACAAGAAGAGGAAGGCGCGAAGGGAGGUCUUCCCCGAGAGAUCUUUCGGAAAAAAGUACAGAGACUCACCAGCAAGUUGUCCAUGGAGACUUCAACACCAUAGCGGGGGGAUUUGCUGGGGGAGGUCCGACAUCAGCAGCUUGGAAGAGAUACUCUCGGUCAGUGCUGUCGGUCUCAGAUUGGGCGCGACCUACUCGGCCAGCCAUCACAUUCUCGGACGCCGACUUUGAGGGUGUGUCUCCCCAUGAGGACGAUCCUAUAGUCGUUUCGGCGAUAGUCAUGGGGUACAAUGUGAAACGAGUGUUGGUGGAUCAAGGUAGCUCGGCAGACAUCAUGUUCUGGGAGGCCUUCGUCGGAAUGAAAAUUCCGACCGAUCGCCUUAUGCCAUAUGCAGGUACGUUAGUUGGUUUUGCAAGUGAUCAGGUAACGGCCAGGGGGUACACCGACUUGGAGACAACCUUUGGCAAAGGAGACGACAUGAAGACUAUCACCGUCCAAUACCUGGUGGUGAACGCCCAGUCGUCCUACAGCAUACUAUUAGGCCAACCCACGCUGAAUAAGUUGGGAGCAGUCGUCUCCACACCUCACUUGAAGCUGAAGUAUCCUUUGCCAAGCGGAAAGGUCGGGGUCCUAUGUGUCGAUCAAGAAGUCGCGAGGAAAUGCUAUGAGGACAGUUUGAGGGCGAGGAGGCACCUGUAUGUGACGCAGAUUGAUCGAGGUGUUCAAUCGAUCGAGUUAGAUCCGAGGAUGAUUCACUUCGAUUCCCGACCAGCCCCGGCGGAGGAUGUGAAGGAAGUUAGAUUGGCCGAAGGCAAAACGGUCAAGAUUGGUGUAUCUCUGGCUAAAGAAGACAAGGAAGGGUUGCUGACUGUGUUGAAGAGCAACGUAUCGGCUUUUGCAUGGAGUGCCAGCGACAUGCCAGGUAUCGACCCCGACUUUCUGUGCCACCGUCUCAUGGUCGACCCCAAUGCCAAGCCGGUGAUUCAAAAACGACGAAAGUUUGGGGAGGAUAAGAGGAAAGCCAUAGCUGAGGAGACGAAGAAGUUGUUGGUAGCUGGUCACAUUCGGGAAAUCCAAUACCCGACGUGGCUAGCGGACGUCGUAAUGGUACGCAAGAGCAAUGGGAACUGGAGGAUGUGCACGGACUUCACCAAUUUAAACAAAGCUUGUCCAAAAGAUUCAUACCCGCUGCCCAACAUAGAUUGUCUAGUCGACAACGCAUCGAGGUAUGAAUUAUUGAGCUUCAUGGAUGCGUACUCGGGGUACAAUCAGAUCAUGAUGCACCCUGCCGAUGAAGAUAAAACAGCGUUCAUAGCUGACCAAGCCACCUACUGUUACAAGGUGAUGCCUUUCGGUUUGAAGAACGCGGGGGCGACGUACCAGAGACUUAUGGACAAGGUGCUGGCCGAUCAGCUAGGAAGAAAUGUGGAGGCAUACGUGGACGACAUGGUUGUCAAGUCGCCUAGCGUGUCUCGGCAUUUUUCUGACUUGCAAGAGUCGUUCGACACCCUAGCACGCUACCAGCUCAAGUUGAACCCCGCAAAGUGCUCUUUCGGCGUCCAAGCAGGAAAGUUCCUCAGGUUCCUAUUGACUCAUCGCGGUAUUGAGGCAAAUCCCGAUAAGUGCUCCGCGAUAAUCAAUAUGAGAAGUCCCGCGAUGAUAAAAGAAGCCCAGCAGUUGACAGGGAGGAUGGCCUCCCUCUCUCGGUUCCUCUCAAAGGCAGCUGACAAGUCGUUGCCCUUGUUCCAAUGCUUGAGGAAGAACGAUCGGUUCGCAUGGACAGAGGAAUGUGAAAAAGCAUUUGGCGAACUCAAGCAGGCUCUCACCUCACCGCCAAUCCUCACCAAACCACAAACCGAUCUCCCUUUGCUGGUAUAUUUGUCGGCGUCCGAGAGCGCCGUCAGUACGGUCUUAGUGCAAGAAAGAGGUAACUCCCAACUGCCUAUUUAUUUUGUUAGCAGAGUGUUGCAAGGAGCGGAGGUUCAUUACCAAAAGAUCGAGAAGUUGGCACUUACCAUAGUGAUAAUCGCAUGGAAGCUCAGACACUAUUUUCAUAGCUACGAAAUGGUAAUCCGAACAGAUCACCCUAUCCGACAGGUGUUGCAAAAGCCCGACCUUGCUGGCAGAAUGAUGAAGUGGUCGAUCGAGUUGUCUGAGUUUGCGAUCAGGUACGAACCAAGAGGAGCCAUUAGAGCUCAAGUGUUGGCCGAUUUCUUGGUAGAGCUGACCCCAUCGGCUGAGGAGGACUCUUUCGAAGAAAGUAAGUGGAUCCUAUCAGUCGACGGAGCCUCGAACUUAGGUGGCAGUGGAGUAGGGAUCGUCCUUGAGGACCUAGGGUGUAUACUUUUGGAACAGUCGCUACGAUUUGAGUUUCGGGCUAGCAACAAUCAGGCAGAAUACGAAGCGCUAUUGGCAGGGAUAGCCUUGGCAAAAGAAAUGGGUGCAACAAGCCUUUCGGCCAGGAGCGAUUCACAACUUGUGACGGGGCAGGUAGCGGGAACUUUCCAAGCGAAGGAUCCCCAAUUAGCUCGGUAUCUGGAAAAGGUUAAAGUCCUGUCGGCUGGCUUUACCAAGUUUUCGCUGAAUCAUGUCCCUAGGAAGCAAAAUUCACGAGUCGAUCUGUUGUCCAAACUAGCAAGUACAAAGAAGCCAGGGGCUACUCGGCCGGUCAUCCAAGAGACGUUAACACAGCCGAGUAUAAACGAAGCGCAAGGGAAUGUCCUGUUCAUCCAGGAAGAGCUUGAUUCGUGGAUGGGACCGUACAUCGCAUAUCUCACUCGGGGGGAAUUACCGGAAGACAAAAGAGAGGCAUCGUUGGUGCAAAGGGAGUCGGUCAGGUUCGUAGUCAUCAAUGAAAGGUUGUACCGAAGGGGUUUUAGCUCUCCUCUCUUAAGGUGUUUGACCAUGUCGCAAGCACAGAGAGUGAUGGAUGAAGUACAUAGCGAAAUGUGUGGAAGUCAUAUCGGAGGCCGAGCUCUAGUGUACAAAGUUGCCCGAGCAGGGUACUUUUGGCCAUCUUUGAGGAACGACUGCGUCAAUUGGGUCCAAAAGUGUGAUGGAUGCCAAAGACACGCAACGUUGCACCAUUCGCCAACUGAGCGUCUUCAUUCAAUUUUGUCUCCCUGGCCCUUCCACAAGUGGGGCAUUGACAUUCUCGGCCCAUUUACGAUAGCCGUAAGACAACUGAAAUUCUUGAUAGUAGCUGUAGACUAUUUCAGCAAGUGGAUCGAGGCGGAGCCAGUUGCAACCAUUUCAGCAGAGAAGGUUAGGGCGUUUCUGUGGAGGAAUAUUGUGUGCAGAUAUGGCGUUCCGCAAGUGCUUGUUUAUGAUAAUGGGACCCAGUUUGGAGUACAAGAGUCCGCGAUUUCUGUCAAGGGAUCGGCAUCCGAAUGA